Corvus hawaiiensis (hawaiian crow) is the source of this 880-nucleotide messenger RNA. It is a transcript of the gene PSMG4, whose product is annotated as proteasome assembly chaperone 4. The coding region runs from base 77 to 451 and encodes 124 amino acids. Gene Ontology annotation, biological process: proteasome assembly. The record is from RefSeq and is a predicted model, not a curated record. NCBI's taxonomy places the organism in Eukaryota, Metazoa, Chordata, Aves, Passeriformes, Corvidae. The transcript has 3 exons.
GCCGCGGGGCGGGCCGGGCUCGGCCUCCCGCUCGGGCCUUGCGUGUUCGGGCCCGGCCGCGCCGGGAGGAGCGGCGAUGGAGGCGGCGGGCGGCGGCGCAGCGGCGGGCGGCAUCGCCCUGCACGACUUCAGCGGGCAGCUGGGCGAGCAGCGGGUGCACUUCCACGCCAUGCGGCUGCGGGACUCGCUCUUCCUCUGGGUGGGCGCUGCGCCCGCCCUCGCCAGCCUGGCCGUCGCCAUGUGCAGCCCCCGUGACAGCAUCCCGGUGGCCGCCUCGCUCCUGGGGGACCCCUCGGACACCGCCUCCUCCUGCCUGGCGCAGCGCUUGGCCAGCAAGACGAAAAAGCAGAUAUUUGUCAGCUACAACCUUCAAAACACAGACAGCAAUUUCACCUUACUCAUAGAAAACAGGAUCAAAGAAGAAAUGACAGCUUUUCCAGAGAAGUUCUGACUGCACAUCACUGUAAAAGAAGAUGAAGGUUUUGUUUCAGAAAAACUGAUUGCAAUUUUCACACUGACAUUAAGUUAGUAUAUUUCUUUUGUAUUAUUUUAUUAUCUUGAUUGAAUUGUGGUUAUUACUAAAUAUAGAUACACUUGGCUUGAAUUUUCUUUUCAAACAGAAUUUGAAUUUUCAAUUUCAAAGCAAAAUUUUUUUUUUUUUUUUGCUACCCUGCUAAGUAGGAUAGCAAAUGGAUGCUGCAAUGGAUGAUGAUCAUUGUAAAAGUGCCCGUGGUGUCUGGCCUGCACGCAGGACUGGGAUCCGAUGGGAAAUCAGUUCCAGAUGCUAUCUGUAGAAUUAAUCUAUUAUGUACUAGCACUGAACAUAAUAUAGCAGCUUUUAGUGUUCAAAUAAAGAAACCCCACAUUUUUGUAUGGUAAA